AUGAGCUUUCUAAAACUAGGGCACCCGCUAGACGAUGUGAAUAAACAUCAACAUCGUGACCGUAGCAAUGGUAGUCCAACUGACGUCGGUCCGGCCACCUCGCUUUCAACCUCGAAUUGUGUCGGAUUCAAAGCCCGAGCUACAGACUUGAGUAAGCCUUACUACCUUCCAUCCGAUCACGAACUGCUGGAACGAGCGCAAGCGGCCCAUUCAUCCAUUGACUUUGACGCGCUUUCCGCUGGUCCAGAAGAAAACGGACCUUGGGAACGCGUGGAAGCGGCUGAUCGGUUUGUCAUUUUCCGGCGUCACGCUUCAGCUGAAGUGAGCGAAAGUCGGAUUCCAGGACUGGACGUCAUGUGUGCGGGACGACUGGAUGCCAGUAUUGAAGAAGUGGCGCGAGUGCUUCGGUCGAGGUCGGAAGUCGACUUGGCAAGCACGAUGCAAGGUCUGUACAAGAAGAACUUUAUCUUUGGGUCGCUUGACCGGGAUAUCCCCUGUUCAAGGAAAAGGUCUGAGCAAAGCGACGACGACUCGGACGUGGACCCUGGUGAGCAACUCAAUGUGAAGACCAUCAGCUUCACCCGGUCCAGUCCAUUUGCUCGGAACGAGCAAUGGUGUUUCUUGGACUUUUUCCAGAUCAAGACCGAAAGGGACGGGUUUACCAUCUCGCAGCGUGCUUUGCCUCCACUGGAACCAACACCCGGUCGGGUCGUUGGGAUCUACGCCCGAGUGGAUCAGUUGCAUGGACUGAACGCGUCGAUUCUAGUCGACCAACUUCCGAACCGGAAAGGGCUUCGUGUCGUGUACAAUGUUUGGUUUGAACAAGUUCUGAGCUCGGAUCUGUUGGUCUCCGGUAGCACCCGCAGCACGUCAAGUCGCAGUUUUAGUCGACGACGAAGCUUUGGCUUGAGCGCCUUGUCAUCGUCGAGUACGAUCCUUGCAAGUGAUGACGAGACUACGGACUCGAACGCUCAAUUGCGUCGCCUCUUGUCGCUAGCUCGAGGAAUCACGAAGCUCCCUCACCUCAUUCGACGUCGUCGAUUUGGGGUGCAAGUACCAGUAGACUUUGAUCAAGUGCAGGCAGUGAACACGCGCUGUCCGUGCUGCACGCACAGCUUAGCACCUGUCAAGAUGUCGCUGUUCAUGGCAGCUUCUGCCAUUGCCAAGCGAAAGCUACGGUCAUUCCGAAUGGACACUAGAAGAUGCUACCUCUGCGGAUAUCUCGUCUGCAUUGACUGCUGGCAACCGGAGUACAUGGAAAGCACCGUAGGCCGCGUGGCAUCCAUUGUGGUCUGUAAUCGAUGCCACGCUUGUGUCCAAGCUUGCGAUUACUCGGAAGUAUCGGCUGCAUGCACUAGUGUCAACUCCGGAAGCCGUCCCAAGGUUGUGGCCGAUCAACCUGAUGAGUCAGUCGCGCCUUUGUUGACUGCCUUCCUCGAAGCCUCGUUGAUGAACGAUUCGGCCGAUGCAUCGGAUCGAGCUGCUAUCCUCCUUGUCAUUCGACUCCUUCUUCGGCAAAGCAAAGCUAACAGCAAGGAAAGGAGCGUCAUCUCGGAUCAAAGUGACGAUGAGGAGGAGGAGGAAAGUCUACACGGUGAUGGAGUUGCAGUGAAGCAACUUGAACAGUUUCUGAGUGACGAGAGGGAGUUGCCAGUACUCAAGUCGUGUACGUUGGCUAGUGCGGAUCGGCGUGAGUAUUUGAUUGAGCUACCGGACGACCCGUUGUCGAUGGUCCCGUGCAGUGUCAUCCCCAGCCACGAUUCCGAUCGUCUCAAGGUUGCUACGGACAAGGGGUUGCUACAACUUGCUUAUCACUUGGCACCUCUUCAGUCUCCCGAAUCGUUUGAGAACAUGUGCGACGUCCGUGACCUCGAUCUACUUUGUCAACUAGCAGUGCGUGCGACGGGGUUUAGUGAUGCGUUCGUGACGGUUAUGGGCGUCAAGCACAACCAUGUUCUGACUGCUACGGAUCCCAUGUUCCUACACACGGCUCUUCCUCGGGAACAAACUAUCUGCCAACAUACUAUCAUGACGACGAGGCCAUUCUUAGUCACGCAUCCUGAAGCAGACGUGCGUUUCCAAGGCAAUCAAGCAGUCCACGCACUACCUAUUCGUCACUAUCUGGGAUUCCCCGUGAUCGUUCGGGCUUCUAGUGAUACUGGAGAAUCGGAGACGGAGAUAUCGAUCGGCACAUUGUGCUGCACCGACUCUUCCGUUCAUGCCGAUUUGACACGCUCUCAGUAUGCAACAAUGAAGCGGUUGUCCGACGUAGCCUCGAGACUGAUCCAACUGAAGGGGCAUCAACUUCAACAACAAGUGGUACCGUCAACGGAUUGA
Messenger RNA from Peronospora matthiolae, 2337 nucleotides. The record is from the annotation of a GenBank genome assembly. NCBI's taxonomy places the organism in Eukaryota, Oomycota, Peronosporomycetes, Peronosporales, Peronosporaceae.